Aspergillus alliaceus is the source of this 1617-nucleotide messenger RNA. RefSeq names its product beclin 1. The transcript has 2 exons. Lineage: Eukaryota; Fungi; Ascomycota; Eurotiomycetes; Eurotiales; Aspergillaceae. Gene Ontology annotation, cellular component: phagophore assembly site; phosphatidylinositol 3-kinase complex, class III, type II; phosphatidylinositol 3-kinase complex, class III, type I. The coding region runs from base 1 to 1617 and encodes 538 amino acids. Gene Ontology annotation, biological process: cellular response to nitrogen starvation; autophagy; autophagosome assembly. The record is from RefSeq and is a predicted model, not a curated record.
AUGUAUUGCCAAAAAUGUCGGACCCAGUUGAAGCUAGACAGCUCUCUGGAGUCGCUCAAUCCAGCUGCCUUCGAUCUGCUCACCAGCUCUACAGGUAAAUCCUUACCGGAGCAAGGGUCUGGCUCCUCCAGGGCUUCAUAUCCCCAAGAAAGGCGCGAGCUUUACGAUCGAGUGUCCAGGAAAGUUACGUCUCCAGCCUAUCGAAGAUCAAUUCCAGCUCCUCGUCAAGUCGGUGGCAACCAGAAUAAUCCUCCUAGAUUAGGACGAGGCGACAGCGGCAACAUGUCCUUCGUAAUGCUCACGGAAUCUCAACUUGGACCACCACAUGGGACGACUGGCGUCAAUGGCGACAACGCCUCAAAAGGCAAACGAUCAUUCAGCGCUCAAAAUAUCGAUCGUGAACAGGAUGAUGGAUCGUUUUCGGACCAAGUUGAACGAACAAGCCGCCUAUUUGAAAUCAUUUCGUCUCGUUCUGACAUUGACCAUCCGAUCUGUACUGAAUGUACGGAAAUGCUUGUGGACGGGCUACAGAAACGGCUAGUGGAUGCCACGAAGGAGCGGGAUGCAUAUAUCUCAUUCUUACGAAACCUAAAUUCAUCCGUACCGACGGCUGAAGAGCUUGAGGCAGCUGAAAAGUCUUUGAAGGAAACGCUAGAGGCAGAGGAGGCUGCGUUCGCAGAACUUGUAGCUUUGGAGCAGGAAAAAGCAGCAUUGGAUGAAGAGAUAGCGGGUCUCGAAGAAGAAGGUCGUGAAUUAGAUCUCGAAGAGGAAAAGUUUUGGCGGGAUCGCAAUGCCUUUUCCCUAACAUUGGCCGAUUUUCAGAAUGAGCGUGAUGCUCUUAAUAUGAAAUACGACCAUGAUUCGCGACAGCUCGAAAGGCUGCAGAGGACGAAUGUUUACAAUGAUGCUUUCUGCAUCGGCCAUGACGGAUAUUUUGGGACUAUCAAUGGCUUGCGACUUGGCCGUUUGACCAACCCAUCCGUAGACUGGCCGGAGAUUAACGCUGCGUGGGGCCAGACAGCCUUAUUACUGGCUACGAUCGCGGAUAAAUUAGGCUUUCAAUUCCAAGGGUAUCAGCUCAAGCCGAUGGGAUCGAUGUCCAGAAUCGAAAAGGUUGAGUUUCCUCGAGGAUCGCCGGCGCAGUCCACGAUUGGUGGGAGUACGGCUCCAUCAGCAGCACCCAAGAUUACUACCCUUGAUUUAUUCUCCUCCGGUGACCUGCCGCUUAAUCUUCCUUGGCUUCACCGCCGGUUCGAUGCAGGAAUGGUAGCUUUCCUGGAAUGUCUACGUCAACUCGGGGAGUUUGUGGAGAACACGCCAGCUCCUGUAUCCUCGAAUCGACGAGGUCACACCGGCAUUACCACUCCGGGAUUGAAGCUUCCAUAUGUUAUCAAACGAGAUAAAAUUGGCGAUGCGAGUAUCAAACUUGGUUUCAACCAAAACGAUGAGACUUGGACUCGUGCUUGCAAAUACACAUUGACCUGUUGCAAGUUUUUGUUAGCGCAUGCAAGCAAUGUCGCUAGCGCUGGCUCCACUAAUUCUGCUUCCAUCGCAGCUGCCGCUGUCGCAGCUGGUGAGCAAGCCAGACUUACAACAGCCAGUCCUGCAAAGAAAUAA